AUGGAGAAGAAGAAGCUUAGAGGUGAGAAAAUAACUUCAACUCCUAGUGAGGCUAGGAAUCUUGAUGGGCCGGUUCCAUUUCCCUGUCGACUUGCGGAGAGGAAAUUGAAUGACAAGUUUGCAAAGUUCCUUAGUGUGAUGAAGAAUUUUCACAUCAACCUACCUUUCAUCGAAGUUGUCACACAAAUGCCUUCAUACUCCAAGUUCCUCAAGGAUAUUCUCACCAACAAGAGGAAGCUCAAUAAUGAGCUCAUCAAUCUCCCCCAUCAAGUGAGUGCACUUGUUCAACAUAAGAUGCCUAAGAAGCAAAAGGAUCCGGGAAGUUUCACUUUGCCGGUAAAGAUUGGGAACAUGGAAGUUAGGGGCGCCUUAGCCAAUCUUGGAGCAAGUGUUAGUUUGAUUCCUGUAUCCAUUGCCCAAAAUCUUGUUGAAAUGAUACCUACAAGGAAGACUAUCCAAUUGGCCGACCGUUCGGUGAAGUUACCUUGUGUGAUGGAUAUGGAAGAAGAUGUCGAUACUCCUUUGAUUUUGGGUCGUGAAGCUCUUAAGACUUUGGGGGCGGUGAUCAAUUGCAAGAACAACACCAUUACAUGUGAGGUUGCUGAUGAAAAGAUUGUGUUUGAGUUCUCUAAGUUGCUCAAGACCCCCAUGGUUGAAAAAUGCUAUAGGGCUGAUGUUGUGAAUGAGGAGUUAAAUUGCUUGGGAAGGGUUAUGAUGAAGCCUCAAGAUCCAAUGGUUGAAGCUCUUACAUGCAAGGAAGUAUCACUCUCAAGAAGCAAAGGAUUUUGUCAUCGCCAUGGAAGAAGACUAUGA
Chenopodium quinoa (quinoa) is the source of this 813-nucleotide messenger RNA. RefSeq lists its product as uncharacterized. The coding region runs from base 1 to 813 and encodes 270 amino acids. The transcript is spliced from 2 exons. The record is from RefSeq and is a predicted model, not a curated record. NCBI's taxonomy places the organism in Eukaryota, Viridiplantae, Streptophyta, Magnoliopsida, Caryophyllales, Amaranthaceae.